Molecule: messenger RNA, 1505 nt
Organism: Olea europaea var. sylvestris
Lineage: Eukaryota; Viridiplantae; Streptophyta; Magnoliopsida; Lamiales; Oleaceae
Product: gibberellin 2-beta-dioxygenase 8-like
Exons: 5
Coding region: 265-1383 (372 amino acids)
Source: RefSeq, a predicted model, not a curated record
UUCUGUUCGACGUAAGUCAAAACAUCACUGCCCUUUUAGAUAUUCAUUCUUCUGUCUCUCUCUCUUUUUCUUUCCCCUCCUAGAACCAUCAUUUUUCAUAUCUGAUAACACCAUUUCUUUGUCUUCAAGGAAUCUAUCCUUCACAUUUUUUUAUAUUCUUUUGUUGCAUGCAGUUUGUUUUUCCAUCUUGUUUUUGUGUAGCGAGAUUUUAAGUUACAAUUUUGCUCGAUACCAAGUUAAUUCUCUCCACGACCCUCUGUGUGUAUGUAUAUAACGAGCAGAACUUAUCGAAAGAGAUCCAUACAAGUUCUUGUUGGAGGAAAGAUGGUUAAAUCUGUAAAUCAUUCAGAGCAUCUUAUAAACCAACCAAUCGGAAUGGAAGAAUCCCCUGAUCCACCAUUUCAAGAAAAAUACAAAAACCUCUUCAACGGUUCGGCUGACAUAGAAUUAGGAAAGAAUUCGGAGGAGUUACUCGUCGUCGAGGAACGUGAACUUCCAUUGAUUGAUCUCAACAUGUUAAACCUCGGAGAUUCCGAGAGAGAGGCAUGCAAGAGACAGAUAGCUGAAGCUUCCCAAGAAUGGGGUUUUUUUCAAGUUGUAAACCACGGAAUUUCUAGCCAAGUAUUGGAGAAAAUGAGAGAAGAACAAAUGAAGGCGUUUAAGAAGCCAUUCCACGAGAAGACGAAUGGCAAGGAUUUGAAGUUCUCGACUGGGAGUUACAUUUGGGGGACACCAUCGCCGAAUUGCCUCAAGCAGUUCUCUUGGUCAGAAGCUUAUCAUGUGUCUUUGAGUGAUAUCUUGGGUUGUGGUGGCCACUGCACUCUGAGCUCAACAAUGGAACAAUUUGCAGCACAAGUGUCUGAGCUAGCACAAAAGUUGGCAGAAAUUUUAGCAGAGAAAUUGGGACGAAAUUACUCAACAUUCUUCAAAGAAACUUGUUUGCAAAACACAUGCUUUAUUCGAAUGAACAGAUAUCCAGCAUGCCCUAUUUCACCUGAAAUGUUUGGGCUAAUGCCACAUACUGAUAGCGAUUUCCUCACAAUAUUGCACCAAGAUCACGUUGGAGGCUUGCAAUUAGUCAAAGAUGGGAAAUGGAUUGCUGUUAAACCCAAUCCAGAGGCUCUCAUUAUCAACAUCGGAGACUUGUUUCAGGUUUGGAGCAACAACGUGUAUAAAAGCGUAAACCACCGCGUUGUGGCUAAUAAGCUGAAAGAGAGGUACUCGACUGCCUACUUCCUGUGUCCGUCUUACGACACUGUUAUACAGAGUUGUGUUGAACCUUCUGCCUAUAGAAGAUUUAGCUUCAGAGAAUACAGACAACAAGUUCAAAAGGAUGUUAGAAGUCUUGGUUAUAAAGUGGGACUUUCAAGGUUUCUUGUAUGAAAUAAUUAGAGGCGGGAAAGGGAAGUUAUAUAGGGUGAGAUCAUGUAGAAUAUAGACAUGGUAAUUAUAGUUAUGUAUAAAAUUUUCAACAGAAAAGAAUUUACUGGAUGAUAAGUCUUUCA